Molecule: messenger RNA, 1374 nt
Organism: Raphanus sativus (radish)
Lineage: Eukaryota; Viridiplantae; Streptophyta; Magnoliopsida; Brassicales; Brassicaceae
Exons: 2
Coding region: 1-1374 (457 amino acids)
Molecular function (GO): zinc ion binding
Source: RefSeq, a predicted model, not a curated record
AUGAGGAGCAAGUACGUGGGCACAGGAAGUGGUCCGAGACCAGGAGCUUUAAGGGAGAUGAUGAGGACGGACCAUAGUGUGCCCAUAUCCUACUGGACUGCUUGGAAGUCCAGGGAGAUUGCUAUUGAAAAUGGGCGUGGCAAUGCUGAGGAAGCAUACAAUACUUUGCCUUCAUACCUCCAGCAAUUGGCCGUUGCAAAUCCAGGGACGCUUGUAGCAUUAGAGACAAGCAAAGGGCCUGGGGGUGUCCAUCGAUUCAAGUACCUCUUCCUGUCAUUUGGGGCAAGCAUCAAGGGAUUAGAAUUCAUGAGGAAGGUAGUAAUAAUCGAUGGGACACACUUGAAGGGGAAGUUUGCGGGGUGUCUCCUAACAGCAAGUGCACAAGAUGGGAACUAUCAGAUAUUCCCAAUCGCAUUUGGGAUAGUAGACAGCGAGAAUGAACAAUCAUGGACUUGGUUCUUCAACAAGCUCACAGCUGUGGUGCCAGAUGCUGAGGACUUGGUGUUUGUCUCUGACAGGCACACCGCUAUCUACUCCGGAAUCCGCAGAGUCUACCCAGCUGCGAAGCACUGUGCUUGUUUGCUCCAUCUGCAAAGAAACGUCCAAACAAUCUUCAAGAAGAAGCAUUUGAUAUACCUAAUGGGAAGGGCAGCUAGAGCCUACAAACUGGAAGAUUUCUACUUGCACUUCAACGAGCUCAAGCAAGUUGACAUCGCUUGUGCGGAUUAUCUGAUCCGGAUUGGUCUUGAACACUGGGCUAGGGCGCAUUUUGAGGGGGCUAGGUACAACAUCAUGACAAGCAACCUCGCUGAAUCCCUCAACGCGGCCCUAUCAGAGGCUAGGGAGUACCCUAUCGUUCCUCUCCUGGAAUAUAUUAGAUCAAUGAUGAUGGGAUGGUUCUCUGCGAGACGUGAUGCAGCAGCAAAGACAGUGGGGGCGUUAACUUCGAAGGUAACUGAUAUCUUAACGAAAAACUUCACUGCUUCCACCGGCUAUGCGGUAAAACACAUCAUAAACCAUGAGUUCGAGGUGGUGGAUGGAAAUGGGUUGUACCACCGUGUGGAUCUGGAUCACAAAACCUGCUCUUGCAAGGAGUUUGAGGCGCUGGCAAUCCCUUGUGCACAUGCAGUGGCUGCUGCUAUUUAUGGAAGAGAAUCGGUUGAGGGUAAAGCUGGUGAGUUUUACAGCACUGCAUUCUGGGCAUUGGCGUACAAUGGAAGCAUCAACCCGGUGGAACAAAAGAAGGUUGAGGUGUACAAGUUUGGCGUCGACGGAGAAGAUGGUCACCUUCGUCCUCCAGCAACUCGACGCCCCCCUGGGAGGCCGAGGAAAUCCAGGAUCCCAUCUCGUGGGGAAUUUAAGGUGAGUCAAUAA